Asparagus officinalis (garden asparagus) is the source of this 2194-nucleotide messenger RNA. Its product is annotated as probable methyltransferase PMT2. The record is from RefSeq and is a predicted model, not a curated record. The transcript is spliced from 7 exons. Gene Ontology annotation, cellular component: cytoplasm; trans-Golgi network; endosome. Lineage: Eukaryota; Viridiplantae; Streptophyta; Magnoliopsida; Asparagales; Asparagaceae. Gene Ontology annotation, molecular function: methyltransferase activity. Bases 229 to 2079 code for a protein of 616 amino acids.
GAAUUAAUUUUAGCAGUUAUCGUAAUUGAUCUUUUAUUACAUUCUCUACUUCCACCCUAUGUUUUACUGUUGUUACACGAAUUAUUUUUUUUUCUUUCUCAUCAUCAUUGCCUGAUAUAAAAUCAGCGGGGAGUAAUGACAGCGUAUAUUAAUUUCCAACAGUGAUUCUUCCACUCUCUCAAAUCUGAAUCUGCAGCUGCCUCCUCUGAUCAAAGAUCUAGGCACAUAAUGGCUGUGAAAGGAAACCCGGGGGAUAACAGAACACGAAGCUCUGUAUCAAUUAUCAUCGUGGUCGGUUUGUGUUGCUUUUUCUAUUUACUUGGCGCUUGGCAGAGGAGUGGAUUUGGAAAGGGAGACAGCAUAGCAGUACAGGUCAAUAAGCAAACUGAUUGUACUCUCUUGCCUAAUCUUAACUUUGAGACACACCACAAUAAAGAAAACAUUCCUACUGACCUCUCUGAUUCAAGUGUCCGGACUUUCAAGCCUUGUGAUGACAAAUAUAAUGACUAUACUCCUUGCCAAGAUCAAAGACGGGCAAUGACCUUUCCUAGAGACAACAUGAUCUAUAGAGAGAGGCAUUGUCCUCCAGAUGAAGAAAAAUUAUACUGUCUUAUUCCGGCACCUAAAGGGUGGGUUAAUCCAUUUCCAUGGCCAAAGAGCCGUGAUUUUGUUCCUUUUGCAAAUGCUCCAUAUAAAAGCUUGACGGUUGAAAAGGCUGUUCAAAAUUGGGUUCAAUAUGAAGGAAAUGUGUUCAGGUUUCCUGGUGGAGGAACACAGUUUCCUCAGGGAGCGGAUAAGUAUAUUGAUCAACUGGCAUCUGUCAUCCCAAUUGAUAAUGGCACAGUUAGGACUGCACUCGAUACCGGUUGUGGGGUUGCUAGUUUGGGUGCAUAUCUAUUGAAAAAGAAUGUGAUAGCGAUGUCAUUUGCUCCAAAGGACAAUCAUGAGGCGCAGGUGCAGUUUGCGCUGGAAAGAGGCGUCCCUGCUGUUAUUGGAGUUCUUGGAUCCAUACAGCUUCCAUAUCCGUCUAGGGCUUUUGAUAUGGCUCACUGUUCAAGGUGCUUGAUUCCAUGGGGAGCAAACGAAGGAAAGUACUUGAUGGAGGUUGAUCGGGUCCUCAGGCCUGGUGGUUUUUGGGUACUUUCUGGUCCCCCAAUUAACUGGAAGAAUAACUACCAGGCAUGGCAACGUACGAAGGAGGACCUUGAGGAAGAACAGAAGAAGAUAGAAGAAGUAGCAGAACUUCUUUGCUGGGAGAAGUUCUCUGAGAAGGGUGAAAUUGCUGUCUGGAGAAAGAGAAUCAAUGCUGAUUCCUGUCCCGGGAGGCAAGAUGAGCCCCGCGUUAAAAUUUGUGAAUCGGGAAAUGCUGAUGAUGUGUGGUACAAGAAGAUGGAAGCAUGUGUAACUCCUUAUCCUGAGGUUAACAAUCCCGAAGAGGUUGCUGGAGGAGCUAUAAAAACAUUUCCUGAGAGGUUAAAUGAUGUUCCUCCAAGAAUAUCUUCUGACUCUGUACCUGGCUUUUCGGUGGAAAAAUAUCAUGAGGACAAUAACUUGUGGAAGAAGCAUGUCAAAGCUUACAAAGGUGUCAAUAAGUUACUCGACUCAGGGAGAUAUCGUAAUAUAAUGGAUAUGAAUGCAGGAUUGGGCAGUUUUGCCGCAGCAAUUGAAUCUCCGAAAUUAUGGGUGAUGAACGUUGUGCCUACUAUUGCUGAGAAAUCUACGCUUGGUGUGGUGUAUGAGCGGGGAUUAAUUGGCAUAUAUCAUGAUUGGUGUGAAGCUUUCUCCACAUACCCAAGGACAUACGACCUCAUCCAUGCUAAUGGUGUUUUCAGCCUUUACAAGAAUAAAUGCAAAAUGGAAGACAUCCUGUUGGAGAUGGAUCGAAUCCUGCGACCAGAAGGUGCAGUGAUAUUGAGAGACUCGGUCGACGUUCUCAUAAAGGUUAAGAAGCUCGCCGCUGGCAUGAGAUGGAAUAUGAAAAUGGCUGAUCAUGAGGACGGUCCUUUUGUGACCGAGAAGGUAUUAUAUGUGGUGAAGCAAUAUUGGGUUGGCGGCACAAACAAAACUGCUGAAGGAUGAAGGAAACUUUUUGGCUAAUCAUUUGAAGAAGCAGUUGCACAUUUUUAACCCCACGCGAGGCAUGGAGCUUAUUUUUGGUCAGAAAUUUGGGUUAUUUUGGCGGUUUUUUUGUUCU